AGUGUCUCGCCGUCUCGCGUGAAAUGUGUCGUUUAUGUUCGUCGCGUGAAGUGUGUCGUAUAUGUUCAUCGUAACGUAUUAAAUCGCGCCAACAUUUAGCGUCUUCUGCAUGCGAAAGAGUAUCUUCGCAGCUAUUUCUCCGUCACAUGUACAGCAGUUUGUGCGUCGUCGCAGUUAUAUCGCGCAUGCGUGAAGGAGUGAGUCUUUCUAACCAUUGCUAGGGAAAUGCGUUGUCAUGUUCGUGUCUGCGCAUUGGAACGAAAAAGUGGUGAAGUUUGGUGACUGAAAAGGAAAACGGCGGAGUCAUUUCAAGCUUCUUACAAAACGGUGCUUGUUUCGAACGGCUGAGACAAUGUCGGCAAGAUACGACAGAGCGAUCACAGUAUUUUCACCGGACGGCCAUCUGCUCCAGGUGGAAUACGCUCAGGAAGCUGUCAAAAAGGGGUCGACAGCGGUCGGUGUACGUGGCGCCGAUGUAGUAGUUUUAGGCGUCGAGAAGAAAUCUGUCGCUAAAUUACAAGAAGAACGUACAGUGCGCAAAAUAUGUCUCUUGGAUGAUCAUGUAAUUAUGGCCUUUGCAGGUUUAACUGCUGAUGCAAGAGUAUUAAUCAAUCGUGCACAAGUUGAAUGUCAGAGCCAUAAGUUGACCGUAGAAGAUCCUGUUACCUUGGAAUAUAUUACGAGGUAUAUCGCAGGCUUAAAACAAAAAUAUACACAGAGUAAUGGCCGUAGACCUUUUGGAAUAUCUUGUUUGCUAACUGGAUUUGAUUAUGAUGGUGUACCACAUCUCUAUCAAACAGAGCCAUCAGGGAUAUAUUAUGAGUGGAAGGCAAACGCUACAGGACGCAGCGCCAAGACUGUACAUGAAUUCUUGGAAAAAUAUUAUACUACAGAGGAAGUGUCGACAGAAAGAGGUUGUAUAAAACUGGCGAUUAGGGCAUUGCUUGAAGUAGUUCAAUCUGGACAAAAAAAUUUGGAAAUAGCGGUAAUGCGACGCGGACAGCCACUACAGAUGUUGGAUACGGACACCAUAGGUGAAUAUGUAACAGAAAUCGAAAAAGAGAAAGAAGCAGAAGCAGAAAAGAAAAAGCAGAAAAAGUGAUGCUUUUGCCCAUUUUGCACUUCUAUUGUAUCAUUAAUUUUUCUUAUAAAAUAAACAUACUGGAAAUAGGAAAAAA
Molecule: messenger RNA, 1178 nt
Organism: Camponotus floridanus (Florida carpenter ant)
Lineage: Eukaryota; Metazoa; Arthropoda; Insecta; Hymenoptera; Formicidae
Gene: Prosalpha4
Product: proteasome subunit alpha type-7-1
Exons: 7
Coding region: 353-1102 (249 amino acids)
Biological process (GO): ubiquitin-dependent protein catabolic process
Cellular component (GO): proteasome core complex; nucleus; proteasome core complex, alpha-subunit complex
Source: RefSeq, a predicted model, not a curated record